Messenger RNA from Gopherus flavomarginatus (Mexican gopher tortoise), 5261 nucleotides. RefSeq names its product XK related 4 (gene XKR4). The transcript has 3 exons. Gene Ontology annotation, cellular component: plasma membrane. The coding region runs from base 1 to 1947 and encodes 648 amino acids. The record is from RefSeq and is a predicted model, not a curated record. Gene Ontology annotation, biological process: apoptotic process involved in development; engulfment of apoptotic cell; phosphatidylserine exposure on apoptotic cell surface. NCBI's taxonomy places the organism in Eukaryota, Metazoa, Chordata, Testudines, Testudinidae.
AUGGCCGCGAAGUCGGACGGGCGGCUGAAGAUGAAGAAGGGCGGCGAGGUGGCGUUCACGCCGCUGCAGAACUCGGACCACUCGGGCUCGGUGCAGGCGCUGGCCCCGGGGCUGCCCUCGGGCGCGGGGCCGGGCGGCGGCGAGGACGAGGCACCGGGGGGCGGCUGCUGCAGCGGCAGCGGCGGGGAUGGCUCGGGCGGAGGCUCCAGCUGCUGCGGCGGCGGCGGCGGGGGAAGAGGCGGCGGUGGCGGCUCCCGGGGCUCGGGCGGGGGCUCGUCGUCGCUAUGCCUGCGGCUGGGCCGGGAGCAGCGGCGCUACUCGCUGUGGGACUGCCUGUGGAUCCUGGCCGCCUUGGCCGUGUACUUCGCCGACGUGGGCACCGACAUCUGGCUGGCGGUCGAUUACUACCUGCGGGGCCAGCGCUGGUGGUUCGGGCUGACCCUCUUCUUCGUGCUGCUCGGCUCCCUCUCCGUGCAGGUGUUCAGCUUCCGCUGGUUCGUGCACGACUUCAGCACCGAGGACAGCGCCGCCGCCGCCGCCGGCCCCUGCCCGGCCGCCGAGAGCAAACUGCUGGUGAGCAGCGGCUCGGCGGCCGGGGACAUGGACGCCCCUCGCCCCUGCACGCCGCAGAGGCAGGCGUCCAACGCCAGCAAAAGCAACGCCACCACGGCCACCAACAGCAGCAACAGCAGCAGCACCAGCGGCGGCAGGGCCGGCAAGAGCAGGUCCGCUUCCUGCGCCUUCUGCAUCUGGCUCCUGCAGUCUCUCAUCCACAUCCUGCAGCUCGGGCAGAUCUGGAGGUAUUUCCACACAAUAUACUUAGGUAUCCGCAGUCGACAGAGUGGAGAGAACGACAGAUGGCGGUUUUAUUGGAAAAUGGUGUAUGAGUAUGCAGAUGUGAGUAUGCUGCACUUGCUAGCCACGUUUCUGGAAAGUGCACCGCAGCUGGUUCUGCAGCUCUGUAUUGUUGUACAGACUCAUACUCUACAGGCUCUCCAAGGUCUUACAGCUGCAGCAUCUCUUGUGUCCCUGGCUUGGGCUUUGGCUUCCUACCAGAAAGCCCUCCGUGACUCCCGCGAUGACAAGAAACCCAUCAGUUAUAUGGCUGUUAUAAUCCAGUUUUGCUGGCAUUUCUUCACAAUUGCAGCCAGGGUCAUUACUUUUGCUCUCUUUGCCUCAGUUUUCCAGCUGUACUUUGGGAUCUUCAUAGUCCUCCACUGGUGUAUCAUGACCUUCUGGAUCGUCCAUUGUGAAACAGAGUUCUGCAUCACUAAAUGGGAAGAGAUAGUGUUUGAUAUGGUUGUUGGGAUUAUCUAUAUCUUUAGCUGGUUCAACGUCAAGGAAGGAAGGACACGUUGUAGGCUCUUCAUUUACUAUUUUGUGAUCCUUUUGGAAAACACUGCCUUGAGUGCUCUCUGGUAUCUGUACAAGGCCCCACUGAUCUCUGAUGCUUUCGCCAUACCAGCACUGUGUGUGGUGUUCAGCAGCUUUUUAACAGGCAUUGUUUUUAUGCUGAUGUACUAUGCCUUCUUUCAUCCCAAUGGACCAAGAUUCGGGCAGUCGCCAAGCUGUGCUUGUGAGGACCCUGUCGCUGCCUUCACUAUGCCCCCAGAAGUGACAACAAACACUCUAAGGUCUAUCUCUAACAAUCGGAGUGUCACAAGUGAUCGGGAUCAGAAAUUGGCAGAGAGGGAUGGGUGUGUGCCUGUCUUCCAGGUAAGGCCCACUGCACCUUCAACACCUUCAUCCCGGCCGCCAAGGAUUGAAGAGUCAGUGAUUAAAAUUGAUCUGUUCAGGAACAGAUACCCGGCCUGGGAGAGACACGUGUUGGACAGAAGCCUGAGGAAGGCUAUCUUAGCUUUUGAAUGUUCCCCCACUCCUCCACGGCUACAGUACAAAGACGAUGCUCUUAUUCAGGAGCGCUUGGAAUAUGAAACCACUUUAUAAAAAAUAAUAAAGACUUGAAGAAGCUACAAAGUUACAGUCCAAAUUAAGGGUUGACAGUAGGGCUGUGGCAAUAACUAAACUGCAUACUACAAUAGAGCAGCAAGCGGUAGUUUUCAUAGUCUGGCUAUCGUCAUGAUUAUCAUUUGAUCCUCUGUAUGCCAUCUGUCUGCAGUUCACUUAUAAAGCAGCAUCACCUGAGAGCCUCAAAAAAUCUAUUACUUCAACUGGGAAACAGACCCAGCUCACGACUCCUUGCUGCAAUGAAACUCUGCUACACAAUACUUAGAUCAACAGGAAGAUUCUGAUGAGAGCUUUCAACUUUAACCAGUAGUGCAUUUUACUUUAGAAAUGAAUGAUUGAUAUUUGCUUAUUUAAUGACAAAAAAAAAUGUCAAAAUAGCUUAGCUGUACCAGGCAAUGUUGCUGUUGUAAAAACUCUGGUUUCUGCAAAAAUGAUAGGAGUAUAAUCCUUAAGUCUCCAGCAGAUACACCAUUCAGUUUAGAAUAGAUUUGCAAAAUAGUUCUGAAUCAAAAAAGUACGUGUCAUGUUCUCAAGCCUAUCAGAGGAGAGUAAACUAGAGUCUGAUUAAUCAGGUAAUAAGCAUUAGUACCAACAGAACUGCUAGUUGUCUAUAGAAUUCAAGAUUCAUUUUAAUUAAAAUUUCAGUUACUUUUGACAGAAAUCCUAUGCAGCUCACCUCUGGCUUUCAGCAGGAACAAGGAGCUCUAGCCUUUAGUGAUGUAAAUUAAAUGAUAAUCAUGAUUCAGUGUUCGAUUUGCAAAAACUUGAACAAGGAAAAGCAAGAACAAGGAAAGUGUAGGUUUCAUACUCUGAACUUUUGAGGACCAUGUUCAGAUUCUGAGAGGAAAGCAUCAGGAUAUGAACACAUUGUAACUUAAAUUUGUUUCAGGACUCAGAAUGAUGCAUGGCUCUGUGUGUGAAUGUAUGCAGGUGGGAUAAGAGACGCAACAUGCCAUAUCCUUCUAGUGCCAAACACUGUAUAACUACAAGAUUGAUAUUGUUGCCUGAGGGACAGAAAAUGAAUGGCAUGAGGCCUGCAAGAGCAGGAAGCAGGAAAGAACAAUCAAGUUCUCCACGUGUACAGACAGCUCUGUUUUUUUCCCCACCCAAGGUGAAAGUGAUGUCUUUUAGAGGCUUUCAGCCACCUGUUAGUAAGUAUAUACAGUCAAGUAAAUUAAAACAAGCUAUGUGGAAGAUCCUCUUGAAACUAUUCAAGACUUGGUUCCAUAUCUAUCUAAAAGUGAUGUUGACUCACUUGUAAAAUGAGUGUUUUUGCUGCAAGCGUCUGGGUUUUAAAUACUAUACCUCCCUAGGGUAUGAUCAAGUCAAUGGUAUCCUUAUUUAUGUUAAAAGUAUCCCCUGAUGGUGCUUUCAGUUGCAUUAAAGGUGCAAGUCAAAAUUUGAUAGUAUUUUUUUUAAAGCUGGUGCAGAGUGAAUAACUCAUGGAUUAUUUCAAUAUUUUUGUAAAGUAAAAAUAUGGUAUAUAAUGGUGUUACUUUUUAUAAACUGCAAAUCUUUUAAUACAUCUCAUUCUCUUUAAUAAGAUAGAAUUUAAGACCUGGUCCACAAAUGAUAUCAGCUGGCCUCCACAGGUUGAUGUAAACAUGUUUUUUCACACGUUAUGGAUUUAUUUUGCAGUGUAAUGCCAUAUGAAAGCCUACAUGGGUACUUUUAGAAAUAUUCCAUAAAAAGUGAAUCCUGUUUCAAAUAUAGGUGGGUUAUGAAGAUGCCAAAGGGUUUCCAUGAGAAACAACUCGCUAUAACUAUGUCUAUCCAUUUUAGGAAAGUGGAGCACAACUGGAGAUUUGCUGUUUUAAGCAGCAUUGUCAGGAUGGAGAAGAGCUGUGAUUUUGAUAUUUUAACCACUGUCAGGUAUAUUAAGUGUAGUCACUGCUGUAUAUGUUCCUGGAUAAGUUCAGUCUUUCCUGUUAUAAUAUUUGUAAUAUGAAAUAACAGAAGUUACAUAGCUUAUGGUUUCUUUGUAUACAUUCAAUUAGCCAUUUGCAAUACUUAUAUCAUUUUUUUUAAUUGGUGAAAUGUUCAAAGUCUGUUGUCUUUGGUAGGGGCAAAAUCCUCAAAACAAAAUAUCUCUGGAAGUGCAGGAAUCUGCAAGAGAGAAAAAUAGUAAAAUUUUACGGUCACUAGAAAAAUCCCCCAGGUUUGAAGAUUUGCGUAGAUGUUUGCAAAUGAAGCAGCAUCCAGUUGCAUGCAUGGUCAUUUUUAAAUGAAAUGGUCAUUUGAUAGAACAUGAAAUCUUAUAAGAAGUGAUUGCCCCCUUCCACAGGGGUUCACCUGAUUAUUCAGAAAAUUUGUCAGAAAAUACACUGGUGCUACAAGCAAUUAAAAAGUUUUGGGGAAUCAAGUCCUUUGUCCUUUGUCUAAUCAAAUUCAAUAGAGCUUUCAUUCCAUAAGCACACACCAGAUCAUCACAUAAAAGAAGUGGCCAGUCUAUACAUACCAAGCAGCCCCAAGUUUUUCUUACCUGAAACAUCAGGGACUAGAUUCACAAUGGCUAAGUCCAGCAUUUAGGCCCCACUGGCAUUCACAAAACCAUUUAGUCCUGCAGGUGCUGAAAUCCCUAAGUACCUACAUUUCAGCCACUAAAGUCCCUGAGGCACCUCACGUUCUUCUGCUGGGCAUGCAAACAGUCACCUAAGUUCUGACACCACUGAGCAGCUUGGCAUCAUAAGCCUGGUGGGAUUCAUAAACAGGGCAUUCCCCUGCCUAUCUCUCCGGCAGGGCUCAAACUGGUAGGCAUGUUCAGAGUAUGCCUAGCCUCACAAAAAAGAUGACCUGUGGAGGAGGUGGUUUCCCCUACUUUUACCAUUGGGUGAGAGAGACCCAGGUUCAAACCCCUCUUCUGCCUGCUGUAGUUCAAGGAUUUGAACAUAGGUCUCCACCCUUUCAGAUGAGACCCCUAACCACUGGACUAUAGGGUAUUCUGGGGUGAGUCUGUCAAUUUCUUCUGUUGGAGCAGUUCCACCACCUUCCCCUCCUCCUGGGUUAAAGGACUAAUCUGGUUUAAGUGCCUAACUCAAGUAGAGGGCUCAGAGUUGUAAAUCCCAAGUAGAGAUAGGCACUUUCCUCCUGCCCAGAGUUAGGCGCCUAAGUCUCUUUGAAGCCCUACCCCUCUCCUUAGCAUUUCCUUAUGGCUAGCUUAGGUAGCUCCCUGCUCUGCUUGCUGGCUUCUAUUAGUCUCUUCUUUAGACGCCUAACUCUCCCCAUUCAUUGAAUAAGUGCCUACGGUGGGGUUGUGAAUUCCACUAGUUGGCAGGUCCUAAAUCCCCCUUGUG